Messenger RNA from Cantharellus anzutake, 486 nucleotides. RefSeq lists its product as uncharacterized. The coding region runs from base 84 to 335 and encodes 83 amino acids. The transcript is spliced from 4 exons. The record is from RefSeq and is a predicted model, not a curated record. NCBI's taxonomy places the organism in Eukaryota, Fungi, Basidiomycota, Agaricomycetes, Cantharellales, Hydnaceae.
AAUGAUAGGCAAUAAAUAAUGGUAUGGAAGAAUGAGUGGUGUAGGGAAGGGAAGUCCGCAACAAAGAAAAUAAUUGUGAUUUAAUGGCUGGAGUUGGUUGUUCCUUGGGGUCCCUUGCUCUCCCACCUCUGGCUUGGAGCAACGCUGUUAUUUUUCUCUUUUCUCUUUGUCUGUGCGAUUAUCUUCAGCGUUACCCUCCGUCCCCUUUCGCCUUCCCUGUGUUUCAAAAAGUCUCGACGGUUGUCAGGGCUGUUGCCAUGCUGUCAUACCGACAUGCCUGUCUAGCUGCACACAAGAUGACCAUGAAGAGUCCCUGUUGUACCCCUCCCAAAUAGCACCACCGUUCUCCCCUGUCUCCUGAAUCCUGGGGAGCGAAAGGCGUCUAAAGUAUUUGUUUCGCGGUUACCGCGCCGCCGGAUAUGAAUGGUCGAUGUGGAUCAAGUUCAAAGGUGGCUCACGUAUUUUCGUGAUUGGGCUAUGCUUUAC